UGAUAAUUAAAUUGGUGAUUAAGGUAUAUCAGGUUUAGGUUUUGCUUUAGCAAAUUGCACUAAUCUCUCAAAUUUGACACUUUAACUUUAUGGUAAUUAAAUUGGUGAUUAAGGUGCAUCUGGUUUAGGUUAAGCUUUAGCAAAUUGCACUAAUCUCUCAAAAUUGACACUAAAUCUUGGUGAUAAUUAAAUUGAUGAUUAAGGUUUAUCAGGUUUAGGUUUUGCUUUAGCAAAUUGCACUAAUCUCUCAAAUUUGACACUUUAUCUUUA
Tetrahymena thermophila SB210 is the source of this 270-nucleotide messenger RNA. RefSeq lists its product as hypothetical. NCBI's taxonomy places the organism in Eukaryota, Ciliophora, Oligohymenophorea, Hymenostomatida, Tetrahymenidae. The record is from RefSeq and is a predicted model, not a curated record. Gene Ontology annotation, cellular component: perinuclear region of cytoplasm; cytosol; nucleus. The annotation marks the transcript as partial. Gene Ontology annotation, molecular function: GTPase activator activity; small GTPase binding. The transcript has 3 exons. Gene Ontology annotation, biological process: nucleocytoplasmic transport; activation of GTPase activity.